CGGCCACAGUCGCGGCCCCGCGCACGCGCGCGCACUCACAAUUCAGCCACGAUUGCUCAGGAGCGUGUCCACGCCCUCAGAGCAAGGCGCUUAACCAAUCAUUGCAGCCGCACGGGGCAUCACGGGAACUCUGGGGCUAUAAAAGACCUGGUUGCUAUUUUAUACCCCUCGAGUCACUCAUCCUUUAAGCCGGGUGGGUCUAGGUGCGCGUGCGCGUCGUAAAUACUCCUCCCCGAACUGCCAACUCUUCGCGCAACCGCGGUAGGCCUUCCCCGCCUGGGCUCACGCGUGCGCACUAACCGGCCUGGCCCCGGAAAACUAGACGCCUGCGCGGUGGGGACUACAGUGACAGUCCCUGGGGUGGGGCGCAGGCCAGUCAUGGCGGAGCCUUGGUCCGGGCAGUCCUUGCAGGCUCUGCCGGCUACGGUGCUGGGCGCACUGGGCGCCCUGGGCAGCGAGUUCCUGCGGGAGUGGGAGGCGCAGGACAUGCGCGUGACUCUCUUCAAGCUGCUGCUGCUGUGGUUGGUGUUAAGUCUCCUGGGCAUCCAGCUGGCGUGGGGGUUCUACGGGAACACGGUGACCGGGCUGUAUCACCGCCCAGAGCCCCACCCCACAGCCUGCUGCAGCUCUGGCUGUGUUCCUGCCCCCAGGUCUGGGCGGCCAGAACGGAUCCACACCUGAUGGCUCCACGCAUUUUCCUUCCUGGUGAGUAUCUGUCCCCACCCCAGCCCCAUGCUUGGCAGGCAGAGGACGUUCCUGUGCCGGAGGUGGUGGGAGGGGGCUCUCGGGGUGGGAGUCCACCAGUUUUAGUGGCCUUUGCAGCAAGCUCCAAGGUGUACAGCCAGAACUCAGGCUUCAAGCUGGGGGUGACGCUGAUACCUGGACAGCUUCUCUAAGCAUGCUGUCCAGCAACCUGUGGAGUGGGUGGUAGGGACAUUAUCACCAUUUUACAGAUGAGGGAACAAUUUCAGAGAGAUGAAGUGACAGGUCUGUUGCAUUCCUCUCCAAUGUAAGCCCCUCAUUUGGGAAGCCAGGAGUCUCUGUCCUUAGAGCACUGACUGGCCUCAUCAAGGCCAGCCUCCUGAUGUGUGAAACAUGAACUCACUAAUCAGGCAGUCAUUCAGCUAAUCUGAGCUGAGACCAAAUUCUGUCUUAGUUCCCUGGAGCUGCCGUAAAAAACAGUAAUUAAUUUCUCACAGUUCUGGAGACUAAAAGUCUAAUUAAGCCAUUUGGGGUCGAUUCCUUAUGUAGGCCUCUCUCCUGGUUUCUGGUGGCUGCCAGCAAUCUUUGGCUUUUCCUUGAUGCUUAUUGAUGCAUCUGCUUCCAUUGUCACAUGGCAUUUAUAUUCCCACUACAUGACAUACUCCCUUUUUAUAAGACACCCCUCAAAAGAAAUUAGGACUAGGGCCCACCCUACUCUGGUUUGAUCUCAUUUGACCCAGUUGAUAAGAAAAGAGAAACUAUUUCCCCAAACAAGGUCAUAUUUACAGAUAACAGGGAUUAGGACUUCAACAUAACUUUUUGGGGGAAACAUUUAAUCCAUAACACUCUAUCCUCUGUCUACCCCAAGUUCCAUUUCCUUCCCAUGUGCAAAAUACGUUCAUCCCAUCGCAAAAGUCUUAACCCAUUCCAGUGUCCACUCUUAAGUCCAAAAUCUCAUCUUUUGAAUCAUCUAAAUCAAGUAUGAGUGACACUCUGGGUGUUUUCCAACCUGGGAUAAAAUUCCUCUCCAUCUGUGGACAGAUGAAACCUAGAAUACAGGUUAUUUGUUUCCAAAAUAUAAUGGUGGCCCCUAUAAUACAUAGGAGCUUAGAAAUUAGCUGAAUGAAUGAGCAUAUGGAGAGGAGGGACCUGUAGGGCCUUUAUCCUAAGGUCCAGGAAACUAUUGAAGGACUCCAGGAGGUGGGGCCUGAUCUAAUUUGCCUUAUAACUGCCUGUGUCAUGGCAAGAUGAAGCAGUCCAAGAGUGAAGGCAAUAGGCUAGUUAGGAAGCCUGCCACUGCCCAGGUUUCUGUCUUGUGCAACUGGGGAAGGAUGGUGGCACCAUAAGGUGGGGACCCAGGAGGAAGAACAGGUCUGCAGGGGGAAGGUGUUGAGCCCAGUGUGGACUGUGGGGCCUGUGAGGCACUAGAAUCUAAAGCUCAGCAGAGAGGUCUGGAUCGUAGUAUGGCAUUACUGAGCCCAGCUCAGCUCCCAAGAAGGGUCUGGGAUGAGCCAAUCCCAGGGACUGCUCUGCUGCCCAUGAAAUAACGCCUCUCUUCUCUCUCUCCAUCACUUUCAGGGAAACUGCAGCAAAUGAACCUCUCAAAACCCACAGAGAAUAAAAGAAGGCAACAGGGAGUCUCCUGGCUCCCACAUUGGGUUCUCCUGCUGCCAAGUCCUGUGGAUGACUACAGGAGGAUUGGGGCUGGGGACAGGGAGUACCUUAGCACUUGCAGGGCUGGGCCUCUGCUGCCCUCAGCCCUGCCUCCAACAGUCCCAGGCAUUGGGUCAGUGAACUUUGCCUCUACCCUGAUCUGUGUGCCUUAAGGGGGAAAAGUAUGCUGUUCCUCUCUCAGGGGUUGGAGCUCAGGAGAAGCCUUUGGAUUGGGGAAGCCAACAAUCCAUUUUCUGUCCUAUAUCUCCUGGCCCUCUUCCCAUCCCCCUGUGGUAUGACCCCAUAGAGAUUUGUCUCCUUGAGAGGAUGAGGUUGCGGUUGACCAGCCAUGGGAUUUGUAAGGAAGUCUGUUCUCCCCUAAGCCCUGGGUUCCCUGGAUUCCUUUGGUUUUGCUUUGUUGGCAGGGAGCCAGGGUAUCCUGGCCUGGGCCAGGCUUUAUACUCUGGGGCGGCUUCCUGCCCGCACUGCUGAAGUGCCCGUGGGGUCUCAGGUCUGCACCCUGCUCCCUCACUGGGAAGUAUUGAGAAGUUACUUAGCUAUUUAGAUAUAAGGUCCUAUGGCAGGGGGAGCUAGCACCAUUCAAUCAUGGAGGCACUGAACACCAUCUCCCUGGCCCAUCUAGAUCUCUUUAGGUAUGACCCAGGCAGAGGAAAUUGUCAUUUCCGAAAUGUCCUAUUCAUAUUCCUCAGUCUUUCUGGAGGGAAAAUUGGGUGCCUGAAAGGGGCAGAGCCCACCAGCUGAGCUCCUGGGGUGGCCUCCCACCCCCGGCACUGAAGUGUCUAUGGGUCUUGAGUAUGUACCAUGUCCUUCACUGAGGUACUGGGCAGUUAGUACAGAGCAGCCCCAUCAUGCACUGCAUCCUCAUCACUUCCCACCUUGACCUGGAACAACAGGAUCCUCAUCCUAAGAGCCCCAAGGCUUAGCAUCUCCUCACCAGCACCAUCUCAAUGCAGAAGAGCCACAGGUCAGGCAGGCCUGCCACCUCCACAGCAGGCCAGGGGAGCUUCCAAAGGUGUGUGUUGCAAAACAUCCCCAAAGAAACACUGGUUGCUGAAAGCAGUGAGGCCCUGUACCUGCCUCACUCUCUAAUGGCAAUAUCUCUGCCUGCCUCUGCUGGGCUACCAGCUACCUCAGUGUCCCACUGCCCUCUUCCUCCCAGUUAGAGGUCACGUUUCGAUAUGGCAGCCUUUGCCUAGGCCAUCCUUAAGGCAGAGGGGCAUUGGAAGUGGGGGCUGUGAUGAACACACUCCAGAGAUAUCUUCUGGCUAGCAGAUUAAUGGUCUUCCCAGGUCCACCACACACAGGCUCAACUGAAGACAUGGCUUAUUAAAAAUGGAAGUGGAUCAGUCGUGUGGUUAUUCAGACAGGACAAGGCCAUGCAUGCACAGGGGUAACUGAAGUGGGAACACCCAGGGCGGCGGGGGCUGUUGCUCUUCAGGACCCAGAAUGCAAUGGUUUGCACAGGUGAAGAGAUGAUGCCAGCUCCUUAGAAAAGUGAUCGUGGGGUGCCCAAAAGGAAUAUCCCCAUCAGCCCUUUCAGGCCUGGCCCCUCUCAAGGAGAACCUAUUCCAAGCCUGAUCAUGGAGGUCAGGAUGGCAGGCAUUGGGGUAGCACCCCAGGAACCCUGUGGAUAAAGCACAAAGAAGCUAACAACUAUGACAAGCAAGGAAGAAGGAAGCUCAUUUAAUUUUUUCAGGAGUCAGUAUAGUCCAGUAAUGGGCCCCAGGGGCAAAGGUCAGCUCAGGGUAAGGCAGAUCCAGGAGGAGACCCACCCCAGCCCUACAGCAGUCCUGGAGCUCAACAGGUGGUGAGCUUGGCAUGGUUAGUUUGCUACUGGGUGGCAGGCUGGGCCAAAGCCGGAAUAAGGAAGAGUGAGCCCAUGGCCUCCCAGCCAUCCCCGAGUUUACACAUAGGCACGGCAGCCCUGCCGGGCCAACCCUUAGUGAGUCAGGAAUCAUUGCUGCCCAGAGAAAGGCCACAGUUUGCAUUUGGGAAAAGCAAAUUGGAGGAGGUGGCCUAAUCUGGCACUGCCCAAGGUAAUAGCCUUUGUAGUGUGAGAAACAGCUUUGAGAGGUAGGUUGGGCAGGGUUUUGCUUUCCUGCAAAGGUGAGCCUUUGCUCCACAGCCAGGACCUGGCAGAGUGGAAGGGAGAGAUGCCAGAACUGGUGUUUCUCACAGCCUUCCAGCGGGUAAGAGGGGUCAGUGGGAGCGUGGGCUGAAACAGAGUAUUGGGUAAGCUGGUAUGUUGCUCAGAAAAAGGGUCCUCAAGUUGGAGUGGCACUGGGGAGUCGGGGUGGGGCAGGAGAGAAUAGAUGGAGCAGACUUCCUCAACCAGAUAACUAAAGCCAGCCUCCACCUUUAUACUCCCCACCCCCGCCCCCACCCUUCUUUUCUGUCUCAGUUUCCUAACUAACCACUUAUAGAAUGCCCUCCAGGGCAAGGCUGUUGGAGGGGAGGGCCCUGUCCCCAUCCACCCUCACUUGAGGGUAUAGUAGGUUGUAGGCACAAAAGGCAUCUUGCUGACCACAGCUGCCUGCCGCUUCCGCCGCACUUCUACCAGCACCAAGGUCCCUGGCUGACUGUACUGGCUGGGCACAUAACCCAUCGCCACAUUCUUCUUCAGGCUGGGCGAGGGGCAGCCACUGGUCACAGUACCUGUCCCGACAUAGGCCAUGCAUCAGCACCAACCUCCCAGUCUAGCACCCCAACACCUCUGGGGAAGUUCCAGAACAAGGGCUCCCCCGCCUCCCUGGUUCACCUACCAAUCACAGUACCCUCUGUGCUCAGGAUGGGGCUGUGUGCCCGCAUCGGGGGCCCCUCGCACAUCAACCCCACACGCCUUCGCUGCACCUUGCCCUUAAGCUGGGGAACGAUGACCUCAGCUCCAGGGAAGUCCAUGGCAGCUCGGCGGCGCUUCCCUGGAGUGUGACACACCAGGCAUAAGUCACAGCCCAUAGGAGCCCUGGCCACAGGAAGUCCUAACUACAAGGACCCCAAGUGACAUCCAUCUAGCAUCGAGGUCUCUUCACUCAGGCCUCCCCAGGGCCCAUUCCUCCCCUGCACUGCAGUCAGUCAGCCACUGCUUCCUGUCCCCUGGCCCAGAAGUUCAUGCUGCCCACCUUGGCCUGCCAAGGGUCCUCAGCUUCUAAUGAACGGGGCACAGGGACAUCUCCAAGGAACGGAGGCUCAGGAAGGCCAAGUCACUUGCUUCAGGCUACACAACCUUUGGAGUUGUCAAGGACUGGCUAGUCUCACGAAGGGCCGUUCCAACCUUCAAGACCCCAUCCUUGAGUCCCAACCUAGCUCACCUAAUGUCCAGCUGAGGCUGCCCUCCACAGGUGUGGUGUGUUCAUCAAUG
Molecule: messenger RNA, 5734 nt
Organism: Loxodonta africana (African savanna elephant)
Lineage: Eukaryota; Metazoa; Chordata; Mammalia; Proboscidea; Elephantidae
Gene: TCTA
Product: T cell leukemia translocation altered
Exons: 2
Coding region: 379-681 (100 amino acids)
Biological process (GO): osteoclast fusion
Source: RefSeq, a predicted model, not a curated record